GGCUGGCGGCGGCGCGGGGCCGCCCGGUGCUGCCGAGCGCCCCCGGGCCGCGGGGCCGGGGCAGGGCGAGGGCGGCGGCGCGGCGCGGCGCGGCGCGGCGCACCGGGGCGGGCGGCGCCGGGAUGGCGCAGGCCAGUGAGGCGCUGACGCGCGCCCCGGCCGCCGGCGCGGCCAUGGACAGCAACGUCUUGGCCAUCGUCGUGGCCGCGACGGUGUCCACGUCCGUGUUCAUCGUGGCGAUCCUGAUCCUGCUGCUGCUCUUGUACCACCGGGACCCCUUGUGCUGCCAGUUCCUCUGCUCGUGCCGCUUCUUCCAGAGUCCGAGCCAGUAUGACUGCCCCCCUCCGUACUUCAGCAGCAGCCAGCGGCUGGUGGGACCCCAGCAUGGAGCGUCGCGACUGGAGAGCGCUGCCGAGAACCCCGGCAUGCAGGGAGAUGAGCUAUUCUGCGUUGGACCCCCAAGCAGCUACCAGCUCCCUUCCUGGGAGCAGCCUCGCUUGCCGAGCUAUGAGAGUGUGCGGAAGAAAGAUCGCCAGCGGGAAAUCCACCAGAUGAUCGCUGAGAGGUUUGGGCUGUGGGCAGACCCUUCCCAGGAGAUGCCGCCUCCCUACGAGCAUGCUCUAAGGCAUCCUCCAGCUUUCUCAGGAACAGUAGUAAGCUCAGAGACCUUGGACAGACAUGGCACGCCAGACCCUUUCCAGGUCCCUGUCAGCUACCAAACUCAGAGGAACACAGCAGUGGAACCGCCAAACCUGAGACCUUCACCCAGAUUUGCCAUCAGCUGAGAAAUACAGGCAAGUCGGACCCAGCCAGUGGAGACUUCCAUCCUGCAGCACAAGGAUAACAGCAGAGCCACAACCAAAUAUUGCUCUUCGUUCAGGAUAAUCAGGGAUGUCUGCCUGCUCUUCUCUCUGGCGAAUGUACUGUUACCAGAGGCUAAGCUGCUUCGUUCUACGCAGGGAGCAAAGCAAAGGUGAAGGUCUGCUCUGCCAGAGCCUGUUGAGGCAGCUGAGCCUAACGUACCUCUGUGAGGCUGUGGCAAGUACUGCCAAGCAUACAAGCAUUAGACCUCAGAAGGUGGCCAUGUUCUACUACUACACUUAUUUCUAAGAUUAUAAAAUGGUUUUCUUCAGCGUAUCAGAUACCAGUGGGACUCCUGACCUGAGAGUAACAGAAUGAAUCCGCAUCAGAGCAUUGCUAUGUGCUCUCACAGCAACAUUCCUCUGGGAUUUAGAGCAAUUUUGUUUGAACUUGAGAUAAAGAUUCAGGUGCCCAGGAGAUUCCAGAUUCAAGAUCCAGGAGCUUGUGUUACUUGCAGUGCUGACUGCAAAUAGAGACCAACAAGAUGAACUGUGUGAUUGGACAUGCACCUGGGAAAGGAUAAAAGCAUGGAGGGACUAGCUGGUGGUCUCUAUGAAGGACAAAGAAGCAAAUGGGGAAAUAUGUGGUUAACCCAGUUUACUUAGUCUUCUUUUGCAGAGCAGACAAUCUAGUAAUGUCAACACUGGUGUCAUUACACUACCAAUUUUGAUACCGUUUUCUACUGCAGAACAAUUGUUUUAAAAAUUGUUUACAAAGCUGUAGAUAAAGUGAGAUCAGUUUGGCCAUCAGGCA
Molecule: messenger RNA, 1614 nt
Organism: Dromaius novaehollandiae (emu)
Lineage: Eukaryota; Metazoa; Chordata; Aves; Casuariiformes; Dromaiidae
Exons: 6
Coding region: 123-785 (220 amino acids)
Source: RefSeq, a predicted model, not a curated record